Cyanistes caeruleus (blue tit) is the source of this 8107-nucleotide messenger RNA. The record is from RefSeq and is a predicted model, not a curated record. Lineage: Eukaryota; Metazoa; Chordata; Aves; Passeriformes; Paridae.
UGCAGUACCAGACCUGGUGUCGAGUGUUGGAGCAGCAAGUGAAAACUGGAGGGGGAUCCCUUCCGGGCAGGUGGAAAGCCACAGCAGACCGCAGCCUGGAGAAAGCACUGCUUCAGGUGGAAGAGGAGCAGCAAAGGUGUGAGAAUCUGGCAGAAGUGAACGCUCUCCUGCGGGAGCACCUUGAUAAAGCCAAUGAGGUUAAUUCUGCCCUCAAAGAAGAUGUUGGGAAACUGACAGCGGAUUGGAUGAGGGCCCGGGAGGAGCUGGAGUUGAAGGAGAGUGAAUGGCGCAGUGAACGUGAGCUUUAUGACAGUCACUUAAGGGGGGAACAUAACCGCCUGCUCAGCCUGUGGCGGCAGGUGGUGACCUUCCGCCGCCAUUUUCUGGAAAUGAAGACUGCCACAGACCGAGAUUUGUCAGAGCUGAAGGCAGAACAAAUGAGGCUUUCUGGAUCUAUUCUUGUGAACUGCUCCCGCCUGAACUCCUGUGUGCAGCUCAGGAAGUCCAUCCCUCUGGGUAAACCUGUCCAGAAGGAUCAGGCAGAGCAGCAAGUGGAACCAAAAAUAAACCAGACAGCUGAGGAAGUGGUAGCCUUACAAGUCAGGUGGGACAUGGAGAAGAAAGAGCUUCAGGACAGGGUGAUGGAGCUCUCAGCCUUGCUUGUACAGUCUCAGAAGCAGAACGAGGAGAAGGAGAAGACCAUGAAAACACUUAACGACACAGUGGAGAUUCUAGAAUCAAGCUGGAUAGAGAAAGAAUUUGCAGCUUCAUUGACUAACAGUGCCAAAGAAGAGAAUCUUUUACUUCAAAAGCUCAUUAAAAAUAUCACUGAGAUGGUGCUAGAUGACAGUGACAGCAUGGUCAGCAUUAUUUGCACUGACAGUUCCCAGCAUGCAGUCUCUGGGGACAUCUUCUCAGCUCCGAGAUCUGUUGAUGCAGGACAUGCCUUUGGAUUGGUUCUGGAGGCACUGGCAAGGAUGCGAGGGGCAACACAGGCCUUGAGAGAAGAGCUUUCUGCUAGGCAGGACUCAAACAACAUUCUGCUGCAGCAGCAGAGACAUCAGGAAGAGAAGUGCAGGGAGGUGCAGCAAAGGCUUGAGCAACUGGAGGAGAAAUGCAAGAAGUCCAGCAGCCACCAACAGCACCUUCAGUCUUUAGUAGAAACACUCAGAAGUGACUGUGCAAACCUCGAGAAAACUAGGGAAGAGUUACAGGAACAGCUUGGAUUAAUGGAGCAAGAAGCCUCAUGUCUGCGUCAGAGUAACGCUGAGCUGCAGAUGAAGGAAGAGUCAGCCCUUGCAGAAAAGGCAGAGCAGCAGGACAGGAUGGAGAGAGCACUCCAUGAGCAGGAGCUCCUAGUGAAGGAUUUGGCUGCACUUGAGGAAAAGCACUCAUCAUUGCAGAGCGAGCUGAUUGCCAAGAGACAGACACUGGAGAAAUUGCAGCUUCAGAAGGAUCUGCUGGAGCAAGAGAAGGAUGAGUUUGCCAUGGCUCUGGAGAAGGCAGAGCGGUCAGUGGCAGAGCUUAUGGGGACUCAGAACAAGAUGAAUGCUGAAAGAGCUGAUCUACAGGCUGCAGCAGCAAAAAUGAGCAGCAUCAAUGAAGCUCUUGCAUUGGACAAAGUGCAGCUGAACAAAUGUGUGUGGCAGCUGGAGCAAGAGAAGGAAGUUUUGUCUGCUAAAGUGGGUGAGAUGGAGAGAGCAAGGAUCUGUGAGCAGGAGAAGCUGAACUUCUGUGAAAGAGCAAACAAAGAGCUCUGUGCAGAGAAAGCCCAGCUAGAGCAACUGCUGAAGGAAGCAGAGGAGCAACAGGAGAAGCUGUGGUUAGAGCUUAGGACACUGGAAGAGGAGAAAGCAGAAACCCAGGAGAAAUUCCAUCAGGUUUCCCAGGAGCAAGAGUCAUCGAGCAGGGCCCUGGAGCAGCUGCGCCAGCAAUCCUCUGGCCAAGGGCACGCACUGGCCCAGGUGUGCAGAGAGAAGGAGCUGCUGGGCCAGGAGAAGGCUGCCCUUGAGGGACGACUGGCAGCUACAGAGCGCCAUCAACAUGACCUUUCCAAGCAGCUGACAGAGACCAGGUCAGCAAAGGAGAGCCUGGAAUCCAGCCUGUUUGCUGCUCAGCAGCAGAUAUCUCAGCUAGAGAUCACCAGGAACCAUCUGGAGGCUCAAGUGCUCACAGUCAGGGAGGCCAAAGAAGUGAUACAAGGAGAAGUGAAAUGCCUGCUACAAGAGCUGGAAGCAGAGAGAGCUCUCAGGAGAAAGGAACAGGAAGAGAGAGCUCAGCAGCUCUUGCAGGCAGAGCAGCAUCAUGAAAGCCUCAGGCUUCAGGGAACAGCUCAGCAAAUGGAAAUAAACAAGCUCCUGCAAGACCUGGUAGGGGACAAUAUGCUUCUGAAUUGUCCAAGCUGGGCCUGUGGGAAGAACCCUCUGCUCUUUGCUUCUGUGCAGGUGCUGCAGGAAGAGCAGAAUGAGAAGAGGGCUUUAACAGAGACACUGCUCCAAACUCGGGGACAGCUCAGCCAAGCGUGCCAGCAGGUCCAGCAGCUCAGGCAGGAGGUGAAAGAGCAGCAAGAGAAGGGACAGACCAUCAAGGCAAAGCUGCAAGCUGAGCUGCAGGAAGCUCACAAUGAAAUGCUGGCAGUGCAGAGGAGGCACAAGGAAGAACUUCAGGGCAUCAGAGAGGAGAUGAAUGUCCUCCUUGAGCAGAGGGAUGCUCUGCAAAAGCAGGUGGAAGAGUUGACAUCUCAGCUGGCAGCCUCCCGAGAGUUCCUGGAAAGCAGAGUCCAGAGAGCCCAGCAAGAUGUGAGCGAGGCCCAGGCACAGUCAAGGCAGAAGCAAUUGGAGGCUGAACACAUCCAGAAGAGGCUGGAGGAGGCAGAACAUCAGAAGAAUGAGCUGCAAGUGUACCUGCAGAAUGUGGAGCAAGAAUGGAGUCAAUGGGAAGAAGUGUCACGCCAGAAUUCAGAAUUGCAUGCUUUUGUGCGUGCCCUAAAGAGGGAAAGAACCAGUGGUCAACUCCACCACUCCUCUGAGGCACCCAAGGGAUACAAAUGUCUCUCAUGGCCAUCUGUUUCCUUGUUCCACAGGCUGACUCUGUCUCUGGAAGAAAAGGACCUGAGCCUCAGAACCCUGGAAGAAAACAACCUGGCCCAGAUCAAUCAGGUGUCUCAGCUUCGUUCUGCCCUUAACCAGGCUGAGGAGCUCCACUCAGAGCAUAAAAGAGAACUGCAGGAGCUCAACACCCAGAUCCAGGCCCUGCAGGAUGCAGUGACAGAGAAGGCAGCUCAGCAGGACACUCGAGAGAAGGAGCUGCUGCAGGAGCUGGAAAAGUCCCAAGCAGGAGAACAGAGCUUGAGGGACGCUGUGCAUGUGCUGCAGGUUGAGAUGUCUGAGCUGCGUCUGAGGCUCCAGAGCUCUGAGGAAAAAGCAGAGGCCAUGGCCACACAGUGUCAACAGGCCAGUGGUGCCCACCAGGAAACUCAAUCCCAGCUGGACAAACUGCUCUUGGUUCUCUACCACAUGAUCAGGGACAGCAGAGACUUGAUCACUUGGAGCUCAGAAGGGGGUCAUGUCAUGGGCCUAACUGAUUAUCAGGCCGGGGAUGUCCCUGCAGACCUCACGGUGGACAGAGUGACAGCAGCUCUGCAAGACCUGCAGCAGCACCUGGAGCAUUCCCAGAAAGAUCUGAAUGAUGCAAGGAAGAAGAUACAGGCCUUGGAGCUGGAGCUGGGUACAGGGCAGGCUCAGAUGGACAAUCUCAGAGCCAGCAGUCAGAAGCUGCAGAAGGAGUUGGAUGAAAGUCAGGCAGCAUUAUGGAGGGCAGAACAGCAGAAGACCUCUCUAGAAACUGCCUUGAGGGAAGAGGCUGUGACUGUUCGUCAGGAGGUGGCAUCACUGCAGAGGAAACUGGAGAGCCAGGAGAAGGAAAGGAAGGAUCUUCUGCAUGAAUGGGACAGGCUGCAGGCAGAUAAAGAGAAACUAGAGUAUGAGAUAAAACUUCUGGAGGAAUCAGUCACAGCCUCUGAAACCCGAGCGAAUACAGCUGUAGACAAGAAUCACUCCCUUGAACAAGAACUCCAAACCGCGCUCUCCAUGUUAAAAAUUAAAAAUGAGGAAGUGCAAAACCAGGGGAAGAAAAUGGAGAUUCUUCAGAAAGAGGCAGCAGAGACCAAAGCUUUGCAGGAGCAUCUCACUCGUGUGACUGCUAUCCUGUCAGAGAGGGAGGGAGAAAUGAAGUUGUACCAAGAGCAGAUGAGAAUGUUGGAAAAGCAGAAAGAAAUGCAUAAAACUGCUCUUAAUCAGGUUAUCAAGGACAUAACAGAGAAAGAACAGAAGACAGAAUCCCAACAGGAACAGAUACAGGAGCUGGAGAAGCAGCAAGAAAAGCAAAGGAUUGUUUUAAGUAAAAUGAGCCAAGAGCUGGAAGAGAAGGACCAGGAGAUCAGAUCCCAGCAAGAACUGAUAAAGGAGCUGGAGAAGCAGUUAGAAUUGCAGAACUCUGCUGUCAGCAGGGUGAGCAAAGAACUGGAAGAGAGACACCAGGAGAUCAAAUUCCAGGAGGAGAAAAUAAUGAUUCUAGAACAGCAUGGUGCUAUACAAGUCAGAAAUCUGCUUGUGGAUCUUGAUGAUAUGAAAGGAAACCUGAAGGAGAAAAGGUUGGAGCUUCUUUCUCUGACUCAGCAGAUUCAAGAACUGGAAAAGGAGAGGGAAGAUGUGAAAUCUCUAUAUGCUAGCCUUGAACACCUGAGGACUGUUCUUAAGGAUAGAGAGAGUGAGUGUGACACUCAAAGGGAAGAGUUAAGGCUCUUGCAGCAGCACAAGGAACAGCAAGACGGGCAUCUGCAAGAGCUUCUUGGUAAAGUAGAAAUCAUGACACUUUCUUUAUCUAAAAAAGAUGAAGAGCUUGAGUCACAACAAAAGAAAAUGAAGGAAGUUGAAGAAGUCAUGCAAACGCAGUUAAAGACUGUCCGUGACCAGCUGGAGCAGACCUUAGCAACCUUAGAAGAAAAAGACAGACUUAUGGACAUCCAAAAGCAACAAACAAGGAGCUAUGAGGAAAAGACAGAAGAACAGAUGAAUGUCUUGCACAGAGACUUAGAGUACUCUAGGACAAUACUGAAAGAAAAGGAUUUAACAAUUGAAUCUCAGAAGGAACUGAUUGACACCUUCCAAAAACAAAAGCAAGACUCUGAACAGCAGAAGCAAAUUCUACAGUGUCUUCAAGUGGAACUAAAGGAAAAAGUGCAGGAAAUUUUGUCCCUUAGAAAGCAAUGUGAGGGAUGCAAAGAAAAGGAGGAAAAGUGUGAAGCUGAGCAAAGAAAUUUCCACACAAUAACACUGACUCUGAAAGAAAAAGAGGAAAAGAUUUGUGUUCUGGAGGAUGCCAUCACAAAGCUUCAAGAGCAGAAGGAAGAGACAGCAGUACAAACUAAAGCCAUACUGCAAAAACUAGAAUAUGCUGAAUCUUCUAUUGAAGCUAAAGAUCAAGAGUUAGUGUCUUUGCAAGAGCAUGUCCAGGACCUUCGAGAGCAGAAGGAGGUGGCAGGCAAGCAGGCCAAAAGUCUAGAGCAGGAUCUAGACAAAGCGAACCAGAUGUUGCAGAAGAACCAUUUGGAGUUCCUCAGGCAGACAGAGCAAAUUAACACAUUCCAUCAUCGUGAAGAAAGCAUGAAAGUAGCACUAACAUCAUGCCAGAAGCAAGUGACUUUGCUUGAGGAAGUGGUGAGGAAGAAAGAUGAAGACAAUGAUGUUCUUAGGCAAAAACUCCAGCACGUAGAAGAAGAACUGAAGACUUUGCAGAAUCUCCAGCUUAGGCUAGCUGAGAAGAAUGAAGAGGUUAGACAUGAUGGAGAGCAAGAGUUCCUGAAAGAAGCCUUCCCUGAGAGAGAAGGAGAGAUCAUGACUCAAAGUGAGCGAAAGCAGUCAGAAGAGGAAAUAAGAGCUCUUCAGGAAGAUCUCCAGCAUGUUCAGCAGAAUCUGACAAAGAAGGAUAAAGAGAUCAAGUACCAGACAGACAGAGUCAAGUAUUUAAAGAAGACUCUGAUAGAACGAGAACAAGAGCUUAGGAGGCAGAGUGAAGUCCUGAAAGAAUUAACACUGGCUUUGCAAUGGAAAGAUGAAGGAGAAACCCUAACAAAACAAAUCCAAAAACUCCAAAAAUGGGAGGAAGAGGAAGAACAGAAAAGGAAAAUUCUCCAGGAGAGAGACCAUCUCUUGCAAAGGCAGAAGGAAAUUACCCAACAAUUGGAAGCUGAGAGAGAAGCCAAUAGCGAAGAGUUGGAGUUUGUGGCUGCUGCUUUGAAGCAGAGAGAAAGCAGAGAACAUGAAUGGAGAGAGAAUGCGCAAGUCCUAAGUGCUGCACUGAGCAAGAGUGAAAUGGCCAAUGGGAAUCUGAAGAAAGAAAUAACCAUCCUGCAGAGAAUGGUUGCAGAGAGGGACACAGACCGAUUUCAUCUCCAGCAGGCUGUUGCUGAAGGGGAGCAGCUGUCAUGGCUCUCAGAGAAGAGACUCAUGUUGCAGAGCCUGGAAUGUCUGCAGCGAGCAAUUGCAAAGCUGGAAGAUGAAAAGGUGGAGCUCAAGCAACAAAACACUGAACUCAGGAGGACUCUUGAGCAGGUGGAGCACGAACGGAGGAGACUGAAGAGAUGUUUUAGGGGUCGGUUACUCCCAGAUGCCUCUGGAUUUUCUCUCUCUGAGUCUGAGCAGUACAAUUUUCCUACUUCUAGACAGGAGGAGUCUCAUGCUCACUGCAGCCAGCGCUUAGCUGAGUUGGCACCAGCUCAUGGAAUCUCCUUUCUGAAUGCCCAGCAGGCUGUUGCUGAAGGGGAGCAGCUGUCAUGGCUCUCAGAGAAGAGACUCAUGUUGCAGAGCCUGGAAUGUCUGCAGCGAGCAAUUGCAAAGCUGGAAGAUGAAAAGGUGGAGCUCAAGCAACAAAACACUGAACUCAGGAGGACUCUUGAGCAGGUGGAGCACGAACGGAGGAGACUGAAGAGAUGUUUUAGGGGUCGGUUACUCCCAGAUGCCUCUGGAUUUUCUCUCUCUGAGUCUGAGCAGUACAAUUUUCCUACUUCUAGACAGCAGGCUGUUGCUGAAGGGGAGCAGCUGUCAUGGCUCUCAGAGAAGAGACUCAUGUUGCAGAGCCUGGAAUGUCUGCAGCGAGCAAUUGCAAAGCUGGAAGAUGAAAAGGUGGAGCUCAAGCAACAAAACACUGAACUCAGGAGGACUCUUGAGCAGGUGGAGCACGAACGGAGGAGACUGAAGAGAUGUUUUAGGGGUCGGUUACUCCCAGAUGCCUCUGGAUUUUCUCUCUCUGAGUCUGAGCAGUACAAUUUUCCUACUUCUAGACAGGAGGAGUCUCAUGCUCACUGCAGCCAGCGCUUAGCUGAGUUACAGAACCAGGUGUCCCUGCUGCAGUCACAGCUGGCCCGAGACCGACAGCACCGGCAGAACUACAUUGAGAGCUGUUCAAGGACCAGCCAGGAGCUGUCAGACCUUCACCAGGAGCUGUCCUGCUCCUUUGCAGCUGUGCUCAAGGAGCCCAAAGCUGCUGUUCUGGAAGAAGAGACUCGGAAGCUGGAUCGGUCUCUGAGCCUUAACUCAGCACGGACAUCCCUGACCCAUCAGUCUCUGGAGAGAACCCCUGAGCAUUCAAGAACCAGACCUGCCAGAAGUGAUGAUGACCUGAGGUAACAGUACCUCUGGUCUCCAUUUGAAUGGAAGGAUUUCUGCUCAGAUAAGGAGCUCGUGGAUGUGAGAAAUGGGAUCAACUCUUCAGGGCAGGGCUUCUCCCUGCCUUUAGCAUCUGUUGGUCUCAUACCUUACGUUGAGGAUUAGGAUCUAUGAAGCCUUAUUUCAUGAAGUAGAUGACUUCUGGGGCCAAAAUGUGAAUAUGUGAAAACAACAAUAUAGGUAAGGAGAGAGAAUGAUGUGUGGAGAAGGAAGCCCAAACAAGAAAUGAAUAAUCCCUUAACAGUAAGACUUGUGGGUGACCUCUGUCCAAGGGCAGCAACUUAAAAUAAAAGGACACAAAGAGUGCGCUACAAACAGUUAAACUAACACAAGUUUGUGGUGUUUGCGUUUGCAAACAUCUCCUAGGAACAGACAUUUUAAUU